AUGUCUGCAGGAUUUAAUGAAGAGUUGAUUAAUUGUCCAGCAGGGUGUGGACGUAAGUUUAAUAAGGACAGCUUGAUAAUUCAUUACAAGAUAUGUAAAGAUGUAUUCUAACAAAAACGUUGUGUCUUUAAUUCCUAAUUAAAACGAGUAGGAUAUGACUAUUUUAUUGGAAACAAAAAGAAUUUACCUUAAUUUUCAUCACCUAAAUCAAUUAAAAUGAAAACUGAAAACGCUUAAAUUAAAACACCUCAGAUUACAUCAAAAUACUUGCAAGUCAUCUCCACUAAAAGAUUUUGUAAAGGAUGCUUGAGAGAUUUUGAUAUUAAGAUAGCUGAUGAUCAUAUAUAGAAAUGCACUCAGAAGUUACCAAAAAUCAAUGGAUUAUCUAAACUUAAUGAAAUAUAUUGA
Messenger RNA from Paramecium octaurelia, 408 nucleotides. NCBI's taxonomy places the organism in Eukaryota, Ciliophora, Oligohymenophorea, Peniculida, Parameciidae. The record is from the annotation of a GenBank genome assembly.